AAGCAGUGUGACAGACAGCUGACAAUAGCCGCAUCUAAUUAAACUUUAAACUCCGCUCGCAAUUGUCCGCCACUUCUGUCCACCCCCCGAACAUACACAGCCGCCCACCGACCUCAAGAAAACCAACGAUCGCAAGAUGCGGGACGUCCUCCAAACAGAAGAACUCCAGGUCCCUGAGGGUGUUACCAUUGAAAUCAAGUCACGCGUUAUCAAAGUCACUGGCUCACGGGGUACCCUUACGAAGAAUGUCCGUCACGUUGAUAUGGAUAUUCGGGUUUUGAAGACCAAGAAGAGCAGCAAGGUUACUCUUGCAGUGUGGCAAGGUGGGCGCAAGCACGUCGCAUGUCUACGGACAAUCCGAAGCUUGAUUAACAACAUGGUCAUUGGUGUGACUAAGGGCUUCCUCUACAAAAUGCGUGCUGUCUAUGCCCAUUUCCCCAUCAACGCCAUCAUCCAAGAUGGUGGAAACGCUAUCGAGAUCCGUAACUUCCUGGGAGAGAAAACUGUACGACACGUAAAGAUGCUCGGUGGAGUUUCUAUUUCAGAGUCAAAGGCUCAAAAAGACGAGCUUAUCCUGGAGGGCAAUGAUAUUGAGAACGUUUCGCAAUCAGCUGCCUCCAUUCAGGGUGCUUGCCGCGUACGGAACAAGGAUAUUCGUAAAUUUUUGGAUGGUAUCUACGUAUCCGACCGCACGACCAUCACUCAGGAGUAGGCGGGUUGUGACUUGUAAGGGAAGCUGGGCAUUAUACAAAACUCCAUGUCACGUAUGCAUUAAUCACCAUCAACCCUAUGUUCUACGCAUGACAUUCUACUAUUCAUCAAG
Molecule: messenger RNA, 823 nt
Organism: Suillus subaureus
Lineage: Eukaryota; Fungi; Basidiomycota; Agaricomycetes; Boletales; Suillaceae
Product: ribosomal protein L6
Exons: 5
Coding region: 137-712 (191 amino acids)
Biological process (GO): cytoplasmic translation
Cellular component (GO): cytosolic large ribosomal subunit; ribosome
Molecular function (GO): rRNA binding; structural constituent of ribosome
Source: RefSeq, a predicted model, not a curated record